AUGGUCGACAACGAGGCCAUCUACGAUAUCUGCCGCCGCAACCUCGGCAUUGAGCGCCCCAGCUAUGAGAACCUGAACCGUCUGAUCGCCCAGGUUGUCUCCUCCAUCACCGCCUCGCUGCGUUUCGACGGUUCCCUGAACGUCGACCUCAACGAGUUCCAGACCAACCUGGUCCCCUACCCCCGUAUUCACUUCCCUCUGGUCGCUUACUCGCCCGUCAUCUCUGCCGACAAGGCUGCCCACGAGGCCCACUCGGUCACUGAGAUCACCUCCAACUGCUUCGAGCCCAACAACCAGAUGGUCAAGUGUGACCCCCGUAACGGCAAGUACAUGGCCACCUGCCUGCUCUACCGUGGUGAUGUCGUCCCCAAGGAUGCUCACGGUGCUGUUGCCACCCUCAAGACCAAGCGUACUAUCCAGUUCGUCGACUGGUGCCCUACUGGCUUCAAGCUCGGUAUCUGCUACCAGCCUCCCCAGCAGGUCCCCAACGGCGAUCUCGCCAACCUCAGCCGCGCUGUCUGCAUGCUGUCCAACACCACCGCCAUCGCCGAGGCCUGGUCCGCCCUCGACCACAAGUUCGAUCUCAUGUACUCCAAGCGUGCCUUCGUCCACUGGUACGUUGGUGAGGGUAUGGAGGAGGGUGAAUUCUCUGAGGCUCGUGAGGAUCUCGCUGCUCUGGAGCGCGACUACGAGGAGGUUGCCAGCGACUCCCUUGAGGAGGAGGAGCUUGAGCCCGAGUACUAG
Molecule: messenger RNA, 744 nt
Organism: Penicillium macrosclerotiorum
Lineage: Eukaryota; Fungi; Ascomycota; Eurotiomycetes; Eurotiales; Aspergillaceae
Exons: 2
Coding region: 1-744 (247 amino acids)
Biological process (GO): nuclear division; mitotic cell cycle; nuclear migration by microtubule mediated pushing forces
Cellular component (GO): spindle; nucleus; cytoplasm
Molecular function (GO): GTP binding; structural constituent of cytoskeleton
Source: RefSeq, a predicted model, not a curated record